GUUUCAUCGUUAGGGUUAUGUUUACCAUGUUUUUUUUGGGUUAGAAAUUUUCAAAAAGUGUUUUCCCAGUUUUCCUAUUUUAAAAUUAAUUAAUCAUUAAACAGUUUGGUUUAAUUUUAAGCUGGAAAAUUCAUCUUUAAUAUCGGAAUUGUCUAGUUUUCGAAAUGAGCCAACCUGAGGGCGAUUUUAAACCCAAUCAAGAACUCUUGGAUGUGCUAAUUAGUAUGGGAAUUGCGGGAAAUGCAGCUGCAGAAGCACUUUUCUGUACAGGCAACAAAUCAGCAGAAGAUGCAAUAAAUUACAUUUUCAAUGAAGGUAAUUUUGAUGAACAAAAUUCUGGAGAAGUGGCCGUUGACAAUGACGAAUGGGAAGACACCGCACAAGAUACACCCUACUAUAAAAUGACCUUUAUUGUAAACUGUAGCUUAAAAAUGGGCACAGGCAAAAUUGCGGCUCAAGUGGGCCACGCUUGUCUGGGUUUAUAUAGGAAAAUGAUGAGGGCGAAAUUGGGCGACGAUUUGAACCAAUGGGAAGAAUCUGGUGAGAAAAAAAUUGUUUUGAAAGGCAUCAGUGCGGAACACUUGACCGAACUUUACGAAAAAGCUAGAGAAGCCAAAGUUCCGGCUUAUUUAGUAAGAGAUGCUGGUCAUACGCAAAUUGCUGCCGGAUCUGUAACAGUUUUGAGUUUGUUUGGGCUUGAGGAGAAUGUGGAUAAUAUUAGUGGAAAAUUGAGUGCAAUAGCAGCAAUGGAGAAAUUUUACUACAAAUUACUUGUAUUUUCGUUGCAUUACUUUGCUGCGUUUGCUCAAUGUAAUAGAACUUCAGAAGUUACAUUGGUUGUUUCAUCCAAUGGAUGUCCACAGGAUAAUUAUUACUGUGGUCAUAAUCGGUAUCAGGAAUUGCAGUUUUUUACAUGCUUUAACAUAAAUAUUUUAGGAAUUUACCAAACAAUCCGUAAUAAAUGUAGUUCUAGCGAUCCUUGUUAUAUUAUCUUGAAAAACUCUUCGAUUCCAACUUUAAAUCCCACAGGAUACUAUUGGAACGGUGUUAAAAAAUUACAAAUACAAGAAACAAAUACCAAUGAAAUAGUUCCAGGUUUUUUUAAUCGAUUUGACAAUUUGGAAGAACUAGAUAUCAUCAAAAAUAAACUUACUAAAUUAGCAAGUGGCGAAUUUACCUCGAUGGUUUUACUUCGUGUUUUAAAUUUAACAGAAAAUCUAAUUGAAACGGUUGCACCUAAAAGUUUUUCUGGGCUAUUGAAUUUAGCAAUACUGGACCUCAGUAGAAAUAGGAUAACACAUUUACCUGAGUAUAUUUUCGAGUAUCAGAAACAUCUGUUUUAUGUAGAUGUUUCGAAUAAUAUGCUAAAAAAUAUCGAUGGUGCUGUUUUUAAUAAGCAAUCCCUCAAAACUCUAAAUAUAUCCUAUAAUUAUUUGAGCGAUUUUGAUUUUAGUCAAUUAGGGAAUUUAACUGGAUUAGAAUAUUUGCGUUUUGAUCACAAUGUUUUAUCUUCAUUACCAAUUAACGCUUUUUAUAAUUUAAAUAAACUCACUCUUUUGGAUUUGUCUUUUAACCAAAUCAAGCAAAUUCCUUUUGGCCUUUUUAACGAUUUAAGUGAACUAACUGACUUGGAUUUAUCUAACAACAACAUGAUUUUGGAUUUUCAUACUUUAUCAACACUAAAGUCUUUAAAAGUGUUAAAAUUUUCAAAUAAUACUGUUGAAAAUUUUGACGUCGACACAUUAUCCAAUCGUUUUAAGUAUUUAAAAUCUAUAACUUUAUUGAAUGAUCAGUCUUGGAAUUGUAAUGAAUUAGCUACAGUGAUUCACAAACUUCAAUUUAACAAUGUAAGCGUUAUUCGUGAUCAAAGCACAAAUGGAAGUAAUAUUUUAGGAAUAUCCUGUACAAAUUCUUCACUUUUUCCUUAUUAUGAUCCUAGAGAUAAAGUAAAUGAAAAUGUUACAACUAUAAGCACACUUUUUUUAAAACUUAUGCAAAAUUUUGCUAUUAACACAUCAAACUCUUUAACUAAUAUAGAGGCAUAUAUGAAAAAAAUUGUCUAUAAUGAUAAUACAAAGUCUGUAGAUACAAGUUUAAAAGGAAAUGUGCCUUGGCAAAAUAUAUCUGUGCCAUUAAAGGAAAUUUCGAACAAUAUAAAGCAAAUAUUUCGCAUUAAUCCUAUAGAUGUAAGUUUUAACCAGACACUAAUUAAUUCUUUAAAUGACAUUUCAAACAAUAUGAAACAAGUUUCAAAUUCUAACUUGGUAUCAGUUGAUAAAAAUAUAGAAUCCAAAGCAUUGAUCAGUGAAAAACAUCAUGAAGAAAGCAAAUCAUACAAUUAUGGUUUAGUUUUUAACAAUAUUUUACUGGCAAUGAUUUUAUGUUGUUUGAUUUUGUUUGCUUAUCGUAAUUUUGUGAAAGCGAGAAUAAUUAAUAAUAAUGCCCAAGAACAAGUACAAUUAAUGUAA
Ceutorhynchus assimilis (cabbage seed weevil) is the source of this 2468-nucleotide messenger RNA. Lineage: Eukaryota; Metazoa; Arthropoda; Insecta; Coleoptera; Curculionidae. The record is from the annotation of a GenBank genome assembly.